Messenger RNA from Acaulospora colombiana, 834 nucleotides. Lineage: Eukaryota; Fungi; Glomeromycota; Glomeromycetes; Diversisporales; Acaulosporaceae. The record is from the annotation of a GenBank genome assembly.
GCUCCGACCUCAACUGCAUGGAAAACCAAAAGCAUCUCCACAACCUCAAUGAAGCCCAACAUUCCGCGGGACCCGGCAGUGGAAAGACGAGAACUCUAACCUGCAGGAUUGCACACCUCAUAAAUGUGCACAAGAUAGAUCCUUCUCAAAUAGUGGCUGUUACCUUCACAAACAAAGCUGCAAAUGAGCUGCGUGUUCGACUAGAGUCAUUGAUAGGAGAGGCAGCAGUCUCAUCUCUCGUUCUCGAUGAAACUAAGAAGCUGAUUGCCGCUAUCCUGAAAGAAGUCGUCUCGACCGAAGAAUCACACUCGUCAAAUGGGAAGAAGGCUGAAAUCAAGGAUUCUUUUGCAGCAGAUAUUAUCUCAAAAGCAAAAUCCAAGGGUCUUACGCCUGAACAGCUUUACGCAAAAGCCAUGAGGGACCAGACCGCAAAACGCAUGUUACCGAAAGGAGAGAUAGACCCAAGCACCGCACUCGAUAUCUUUCCAAUAUAUUCUAGAUAUGUCGAAGAGUGCCAAAAGAAUAACGCUCUUGACUUUGAUGACCUCUUGACGUAUGGCGCGAAACUUCUGAAAGCCAAACCAGAUUGCAUUGACUGUCGCCACAUACUCGUCGAUGAAUUUCAAGAUACAAACACUACUCAGUUUCAACUCAUGACACUGUUUGCUGCACGUCAUGGUAAUAUCAGCAUUGUGGGAGACCCUGAUCAAUCAAAAAUCGAGAACCUGGCUAGAAUGAUUACCUUGUUCCCAAAGACAAGGCAGAUAUGUCUUGAAGACAAUUAUCGCAGCACUGGGGCUAUACUGGCGGCAUCAAUGGCAAUCAUAGAAGAAG